Molecule: messenger RNA, 769 nt
Organism: Mya arenaria
Lineage: Eukaryota; Metazoa; Mollusca; Bivalvia; Myida; Myidae
Product: protein D2-like
Exons: 5
Coding region: 157-708 (183 amino acids)
Source: RefSeq, a predicted model, not a curated record
ACGGAUUGAAGUGUAUAUAAAACGCAAACAUCGUUCUAGUUCAUAAACUAGUGUAAACUUAACCUAUCUAUAAAUAAAUAAAGCACGGACUAACAGUAUUUUUAACUGCACAAUUGCACGAUUAUCUUGGAUUAAGAAGAAUUAGAUCAAGUUAUUAUGGAGGCAUUUAAAACGGAAGGAGUGGUUCCGGAUGUGAUUGAUAACCUGCCUCCAGCUGUUCUGCAGUUGACAUGGGCUGAAACGUGUCUUUCCCCAGGUGGCCGGAUGUGGCCCCGGGACGUCCGCUCCCCGCCGUCUGUCAGUUAUGACGCCGAACCUGACUCUUACUACACGCUGAUUUGUAAUGAUCCGGAUGCGCCGUCACGAGCGGAUCCGAAGUUUGGGGAGUUCCACCACUGGCUGGUGACCAACGUUCCCGGAUGUAGGAUAGAAGAUGGAGAUGAGCGAACCGCAUAUAUUGGUUCCGGUGCGCCAAAAGGAACAGGUCUCCAUCGUUACGUGUUUCUGCUGUACAAACAACCAUCGGGAAAGAUAGACUUCUCCGACGUCGAUAAAAUUCCCAACAGUUCAGCCGAGGGUCGGCGCAAACACAGCGCUCGGAAGUUUGCUGCCAGUCAUAGCCUAGAGCUAGUGGCGGGAAACUUCUUCUUGGCGGAAUAUGACGAAAGUGUCCCCGACCUUCACCGACAGCUGGGGUUUACUAAGUGACAUUGACCUUGUCGGAAUGGUUGUUGCUUUGUUGAUAGAGAGAAAAUAAUGUUAUAAGUUA